AUGAUAUUAGAAAAUCCUAGUAAAAUAAAAUGGAAAUAAUAGUAUAUCAGAAAAUAUAGAGAUUUGUUAGGAAUUUCAAAGUAUAAAUAUAUAUUUAAGAUAGUCUCAAAGUAUUACCUCCUGAACCUACUGAAAAUCAUAUUACUCCAUAACAUUUAGAUUACAUUAAUAAGUAGAGAUCAAAAUCAUUGAAAUAAAAUGAUGAAAGUAUCUUAUAAUGUUCAGAUAGAAGAUCUUUACAUACAAAAAUUUAUACUGCAUGUGAAAUGAACUAAAUUAUUAAUCAUGCAAAAGUUUGUGGAUUAUUACACGAUAAACAAAGUUAAAAAUCUUAAAAUAAACAAAAUCAAAGUUUAUUAGAAUAAAAUAGAAAAUAUUUUUAAGAUGUUAGAAAUUUAGAAAACAGUUGGAAUUAUAAAAGAAGAUAAUAAGAAGAAUAAAAUAAAUUAUUCAAUUCUAUACCUAUGGAAUAACAUUAUAAAAUGAAACUUAAAUAAAAAAAAAUGGAUUUAAAUAUACAAUAAUUAAUUGAAGAAUAACGUACUCUAUUUCUAACUAGUAAUACAUAAUAAAAUAAUGAAUUAUCAUCAUCUAGUUAUCCAGAAUGA
This is a messenger RNA of Paramecium pentaurelia, 608 nucleotides long. The record is from the annotation of a GenBank genome assembly. NCBI's taxonomy places the organism in Eukaryota, Ciliophora, Oligohymenophorea, Peniculida, Parameciidae.